Molecule: messenger RNA, 1698 nt
Organism: Adineta ricciae
Lineage: Eukaryota; Metazoa; Rotifera; Eurotatoria; Adinetida; Adinetidae
Source: the annotation of a GenBank genome assembly
AUGGGUACCACCUAUGAUACGUCUGAUUUAACUUGUAAAACGCGGUUAAUUCUCUCAAAUCUUGAAACAUUACGACACGAUCAUCAUCUUUUACUUUCAUCGACUAUCGACGAUGAUAAACGUCAAUGUCUUCAACAAUCACUCGAAUCUGUUGACUUGGGUAUCGAUGAAGGUUUAGUUAUGUUACAACUCGGUCAUCAUUUCGACGAUCUUGAUAGCGAAACACACAAAUUGAUGUUACAAGUUCAAAGGUUAACACAAGAAAAUAAUUGGUUACGUGACGAACUUUCUGUUACAGAAAAACAUCUACAAACAAGUACACAAUUACGAUUAGAUUACGAACGUGAUAUUCGACUAUUGAAUGAAUCAUUAGCAUCAUCGCCAUCGAUAUCGAAUGAAUUCAAUCUCUCAAGUUCGAUCGAUAUCGAUAAAGAAAUGCCCAUUGAACCUCGCGAACAAAUGCAAAUCACUUCUAAUUCAAAUCUCGAAACAAAAAAUCAAUUCGAUAUUCCACCACGUUUUCGUACGUUACAUAACCUCGUUAUUCAAUAUGCUCAAGCGGGUCGAUACGAAGUUGCUGUUCCACUAUGUCGACAAGCACUUGAAGAUCUCGAAAAAACGCAUGGUCACAUACAUCCGGAUGUCGCGACUAUGCUCAACAUUCUUGCUUUGGUCUAUCGCGACCAAAACAAAUUCAAAGAAGCAUUGCAAUUAUUAACAGAAGCCUUAAGCAUACGUGAACAAACACUUGGGUUGGAACAUCCAGCAGUGGCUGCAACAUUGAAUAAUUUAGCGGUACUUUAUGGAAAAAAGAAUCGAUACAAAGAAGCAGAGCCGUUGUGUAAACGUGCAUUGGAAAUUCGAGAGAAGAUUUUCGGUGCGAAUCAUCCAGAUGUUGGUAAACAACUGAAUAAUCUCGCAUUGUUAUGUUUAAAUCAAAAUAAAUACGAUAAAGUUGAAGAAUAUUACCGACGAUCUAUUAACAUUUAUGUCAAGGCCUACGGAAAAAAUGAUCCGAAUGUGUUGAAAACAAAAAAUAAUCUCGCAUCCGUCUAUCUACGCGAAGGAAAGUAUAAACAAGCUGUUCAAUUAUAUCAAGAUGUUUUAUCUGGCUUGAAUGAACAAUGUCAAACAUUAUCAACUAAUCGUGACAUGACAUCAAUCAUCUCAACAUUAAAAAAUCUCGGAGCACUUUGUCGCCGACAAGGUCUACACGAGCAAGCUGAUUCACUCGAUUCGUGUUCAGCUAGAUAUUCACAAAAUGCUUCGGAGGCAAUCAAUGGAGCAUUGAAUAUUCUUCGACAGAUUCGAUUUAAUGACGAGACGACCAGUGACACGAUGCGACGUUCUCAACCAUCUGGUCCUCAAGAGUACGGCAAACUACGUCGAAGUGGUUCAUUUCAAAAAUUACGUCAAAGUAUCCGACGUGGUUCAGAAAAACUGGUCCAAAAACUUCGCGGAACACCAACAAAUCUACCAUCAUUGAACUCGAUGCAAUUUCAAGAACAAAAUCAACUUAUGAAACGUGCAUCAUCUAUGUCUGUUCUAAAUCAUGUUUCUCCAUCGUAUCCCUUACAGCAACAACAGCCAAAUCGAACAUUGAAUAAUCGAUGUUCGAUCGAUCAACAACAACAACAUAAACAACAAUUUAUUCCCCCAUCACGAGGUCGAUUGACAAGUGCAGAAAAUCUUCAUUAA